AUGACAUCGCUAGCAGAUUGCACUCGCGUGCUUGCUCACAUCUCAGCCCCCUGGAUGCUGCCCAUCGGGUGCCAUUCGGCACUCUUUUGGCUGUCGCGCGACCAGUUCUUGAUGGUUUGGUUCCAAUCCAGCAAUACCUACACUCUGGAAGGCGGCGUGAAGUUUGCCGGUCGCUAUGGCUACGGUCAUCACGGCUUCCAGGACGGAUAUGCCCCAUCGCCGCCUCAGGACAUAUUGCAGCGGGAGCCGCAGUGUCUUGGGUUGGGCGAGCUGCGGCUGCAAAGCGCCAUGCAGGACAGAUAUGGCGUCUCGCCGUCUGAGGACUUGGGCAUUUCGGAUGGUUGCGGGGACGGCUACACCUCCUCGACCUCAGCGACUGAGGUCGUGCGAUGCAGCAAUGCACCACUAUGCAUCAUGCACGCCCACCACGACGGCGGCACAACAGGCCCUGGUGUCAGCACCUCUGCGAGCAGCUUCUACGGGAGCCUUUUCCCCAGGACGCGCAGCUCCCUACCACCGAUCUUUGCCUCGGUGGGCGGCCGAAGUGAUGUUGUCAAGGCUGCAGACGCCAGGAUUAGAGCUGCCAGCUCCUUCUCGGAGCUGUUGGACAUCGUGCAGGAGUGCCUGGCGCGCUUCGACGAAGGCAGCCUCGUCAUCGCAUUCUGCACUGGAGCAAAAUUGGUGGGUGAGAGGUUGCCAUCCGGGCCAACUUGGAAGGCUUUGCAGGAGAAGCUCCAUCAGGCGAUUGCGCGUUUGGAACCGCGGGGCCUGUCCAUGGUGGCAUACGCAAGUGCCAAACUGGCAUGGAGGGAGGAGGCGUUUCUGCUGGACCUUGCAUCGGAGUCGACGAAGAAGGCAGCACACUUCGGUCCCACGGACGUCGCCAAGAUUUGCUGGGGAUUUACGAAGCUGGAGAUGGUGCAGCAGGUUCCGGACUUCUGGACUGCUAUGGAGACAGUGGUGCAGCGCAAGGUGCAAGAGGCUCGCCAUGUCGACCUUUCAAUGAUCGCGUGGGCGUUCGGCAUGGCCGAGCGUGGAAGCCCUGCGAUGUGCGCCGAGAUUUCAAGCACGGCGCUGCGCUUGAUGCAGGAGUUGACUCCCCAGUGCCUGGCCAAUGUUGCCUUGGUCUUUGCUCGCCUUGGCAUAGAGAACCCAGAGCUCUUCGAGGCAAUCCAAAGGCGAAGUCUGUCCCAAGUCCCCGACUUUGCGGACUUUGAUGUCACCAGCCUCUGCUGGGCCAUGGCUCGUGCCGAUGCUGUGGAUUUUGAGCUUUUUGACAAGCUUGCCAAUCACACUGUUUCCUGUGGCUUUGUGAAGCGCUACUCAGCUGAGAUGGCCGCCCAGAUGGCAUGGGCUUUUGCAGUGGCACAAGUGGCCCACGAGCCCUUGUUUUCAGAGCUCUCCGAUUUCAUAGUGCAGCACGCGAGCGUUUUUGAGGCCCAGUAUGUGGCAAACUUCGCAUGGGCGUAUGCUACGCUGGACAUCGCUGACGCAUCGGCUUGGCAAGCUGUGGCUCGUGAGUGCAAGGGUGGGAGGUUGUGGCGCUAUCGACCGGACGAGCUGUGUGCGGUCUGCUGGGGAUUUGCGAAAAUCGGCUGGGAGGAUGAGGAGCUCAUCGGUGACAUGGCCCAAGUCGCGUCGCACAGGAUCUCAGAGUUAGACACCCGCUCCCUGAUCAAUCUGCUAUCGGCGUUUGUUGUGCUAUGCGACCAUCGAGGCACUCUUGACAUGGCGCAUUGCAAGGAAUCGGAUGUAGCUUCUGUAACCUUCGAGCACCAGGAAGAAUUGACGUCAGUCCUGGAAAGUGGGCUGUCUGAGCUGUCGUCGAAAACGUUGCAGCCUGGGCAGGAGCUGGUGGUGGCAGUUCGCCUCUUCUGCAAAGCUGGAAGAGUGACGGAUGCUUGUCGACUUUGCUGUCAGAGGACGGACAUGACAACCUGGUCGGUCCUGCUCGCGACGGCAGAGAGGUCGGAUGCAAGCCUCGCAGCGCGGCUUUGGGACCGGCUUGCGGAGGACCUCCCGGAGCCGUUUGCCUCUGCAGUGCGACGAUGCGCCGCAACAUGCCAAGGCGUUCGGAUGCAGGAGGAGAGCUCUGGCCUGCCCGCGACGCCUCAGCUGGAGGUCUCGGAGCAGUUGCAGCGGCUGGCCGGCCUGCUGCGUGGUGCUGAAGCGGGAGCUGGUGCUCCAUCGAAGCUAGCUGCGGGUCGCGGGGCACAGCUGGCACGCUUCACAAUGUCGCCGCAGUUCGCCUUAGAUAUCCGAGGAGGAGAAGAUGCGCUGGCCUUGGCUAUGGCAGUCAGGUGCCCUGUCUGGUGUCUAGAAGACUCGGCGAUCGUUGCUGCCGGCCUACGGCGCUGCGCUGCUGCAUGGGCACCUAAUCUGGAGGUGCACAUGGGGCCAGCCGAAUUUCUCAUGGAGAAGGUCCUGCAGCGUCGUGGCGCCGGGUGCGUCGAUCUGCUUGUUCUGCACGGAGGUGGGGAAGCCCAGCUGGAGGAUUUCAGACGAGCUGAAGAUCUGCAUCUGCUCAGCCAAGGUGCAACUGCAUUUUAUUUCCUCAGCAAAACUUAUCAAAUUGAGACGCCUCUGGAAUUUACACCGCUCACGAUGGAGCUGCUUUCACCUGCAGGCUGCCAGAGUUGCUUGAAGUGUGCGGCUGAGCAUCCACUCUAUGACCUGCAGCGCAACUCGCUGGGCUCCACAGCGGCAAUCGAAGCAUCAGAGCCUUCCGAGACGCUGCAGGGCUGGGUGGCUUCCUGCCGCUGUCGGGGCCGUCAGAAACAGACGGUCAGAGAGGUCAGCGAGCUGGCGGCACUGAAGGCAGAGUCCGAACGACUCGCACGCCUUUCAGGGUUGAGGGCGAAGGAGAACGAGGUCGAGCGCUUCCGGCGAUUCUUGAUCGACCACGGUCUGUGCCCAAAACGGGAAGGCUGUUUGACAUUGGACACUUCCAUGGGCGUGCUUGAGGCAACCAGGCCCUUUCGUGCCUUUCUGCUGGACGUAGACCCUGGCGAGCGUGGUGUGGGGCUAGAGAAGCUACUGAUGGAGCGUUUUGGCGACAUGGCGCAGUUUGUCCAGGCAUCCGUGCUCCAAAGCAGCGACGGGGCAAGAAACUUGAGCGCUCACGUCUUCGAAGAAUUGGGUAUUGCCGACACCGUGCUUCAGGCUGGAUUCCUUCGAUGGUUUCAGGAUCAUGAACGCGUCGCCGACGUCGUUUUUCCGAUGCCAGCCGAAGCCGGUGCAGGCUUUCUUCGGCCGCCCUCCGAGCCCAUCCUUCCCGCCUCGCAGACCGACCUUCCGAAAGAGAGCCUGUGGGAACGACCUUCAGAUCUUCGAGAGAUGCCGUUUGAAGACUGGCUGGUGUGGAUUGACGCUUCUGGCGAAUUGCUGUGCUACUUGCCGACUGUGCAAGAAAGCUAUGACACAGUUGCACAGAUCGCACAGACCUACACUUCUGUGGACAAAGCUACCAAGCAGAAAGUGUUGGAUCCGUUGCUUUUCGAGGCCGCUCUUCAAGCAGUGGUUCGUGGAAGUCUGCGGAGUGAUGAUCUGAUGGGGAACCUCUUUGAGGACAUCCAACCCAAAGGCGCAAGUACCUCGAUCGACAUGAACGAUUCGACACCCAGGUUACGUUCCAACAUGCUCUCAAAUGCCUUGCGAGCCGGUUCUGGUGAGAAGGCAUUUCUCGUGGCGGGCUCCCGAUCGUGCUCGGGGACGGAAGUGGAGCGGCAACAAUGCAGAGACAUGCCGACAUGCAAUCAUUGCGUUCCUCAGAACUGCGAGUUCGCUCAGUGGGGCAAAUGGUACGAUGCCGGCGGAUGCACUGGCCUGUGCUUUCGUCAUAGGGCACUUGCACAGCCGAACAACGAGUGUGGACGACCUUGCAGCGGAGUUCAGGAAGACACAAAGCCGUGCUUCAAAAGAGAGUGCUCACGGAAGCCCGAACAGGAUGCGAUGUUCGGCUCUUGGUCUGAGUGGGGCUUGUGCGAUUCCGGCCAGAGGGAUCGUCACCGUGAAGUGGCGACGCAAGCGGCCCAUGGAGGGCGCUCCGUGGAAGGCCCACUGCGCGAGGUCCAGCCGUGUGGCCAGGGCCAUGUCGUCGACUGCGAGAUGAACCAGUGGAAUGCCUGGACGACCUGCAGUUGCACCUGCGGUCAGGGAUGGCAUACCAGAGAUCGCCGCAUCAUUCGCUUCUCAGCCAAUGGAGGGAAGCCUUGCGUUGGAUCCACUCGCGAGGAACACCCAUGCAACGAGCAGCCAUGCAAUGGUCUGGCUUGUCAGUUCAGCCCCUGGUCCAGCUGGGCUGGAUGUGAUGGAUACCGGCCAUUUCAACGAGAUCGCCACCGACGGGUUGAGCAACCGGGUUCCGACGGUGCCGGCUGCAGUGGGACGACUCGCGAGAUGGAGGGUUGCACCAGCCACGGUCCUUCUGACUGUGUCAUAUCGCAGUGGGAUCAAUGGUCAUCAUGCGACAAGCAUUGUGAUGGAGGUCAGCAAGUUCGACAUCGGAAGUUGAUUCAUCCUGCUCACAGCGGAGGCACGUGCCCACAGUCGAAGAUGAAGCAGAUCCGGGGUUGCAACACGCAUUCGUGCCACUCCAAUCAGAAUGACUGCAUCCUCUCGCCGUGGCGCUCGUGGAGUGCCUGCACGGCACAGUGUGAAGAUGGCGUCAGGAAGCGUGAGCGCGAGGUGUUGCAACGUGCCGGUGAGGGAGGGGACCCGGCUGCGGCGAACAAGACUGCCAGUGGGGAGCGUGGGAUUCGUGGAGCGGCUGCUCCUGCAGCUGCGGAGGUGGGACGAAGCGGAGAAAUCGACAGGUUCAGGUUUCCCCAAAAGGUGGAGGAGAACUCUGUGACCCAGUCGACAAGUCUGAAGCAGCUCCGUGUAAUCAGCACCGAUGCUUCGAGCGAUGCACCGAUGCCCGGUGGUCAGAAUGGAAGCAGUGGUCCGAAUGCUCGGCUUCCUGUGGAUAUGGCUUCAAGUUUCGACAUCGAAGCCAUCAAGUGCAGGCAAAUUCCUGUGGCAGGCCAGCUACAGGCCGUGGCCAGGAGUGGGACGUGUGUGAAGGUUCUGGGGUUGGCAGUGCGGUAUGCGGGGACCGGGAUGGCCGGCUCUCUGCCUGGAAUGAAUGGUCCGACUGCAGCUGCACUUGCUUCGGCAUUCGUGAGCGGCAGAGGAUUGUGGAGCAAUACCACUUCGGGAACGGAAAGCCUUUUGUCCGGCAUGACCGGCGAGGACAAAACGUCGUCGGCAUGGUUCAAGGUGCCUACGUGGGACGGCAGCCCGGAAACUUGGAGGUCUUUUGACCGUGAGAUGCAGUGGUGGAUCUCUUCGUUGGACAUCGAGGCCACCAAGAAGUAUAACCUGGCGGCGCGGUGGUUGCUAAGACAAACCGGAGUUGUCAGGCAGAGUGGGGAGGAGUUCUCCCCGAAGGACUUAGAGUACCCGACGGAAAUCAAGACGAAGGACCCGGACGGCGUCAAGAUUAUCGUGGUGCCGGAGGAUCCCCUGAGUGGCUUGACAAAGUUGCUUAAGGCACUUGAGGGCAUCAACGGCAGGACCGCCUCAGAGCGCAAGGGCGAGCUGAGGAACCUGUUUUACUUGGCCUUGCAGCGGCGACCUGGAGAGCCGCCGGCUGACUUCAUGAGUCGCUUUCGCUCUGUGGAGAAGCUUGGAUUGGACCCCUUGCGCAAGCAGCUGCUGGAGACGGCACUUCAGAGCCGGGAGAACUACGAGGAUGUGGAGCAGGAGGAGCUGCUGGAUGGGCGGAGGGUGAUCGAUUUUUGCCGGUAUGGAUAUCGCUACUUGACCGCGAGCUCUCGGGUGGCCGAAGCCCUCCGGCAACAUUUGGGUCCCAACUUCUCGAAGGAGUUCAUGGAUAAGUUGGUGCGGGCCGUGGAGCUGCAGUUCGAAGACGAUGCCCGCGCAACCGCAACGAUGGUGGCGGAUGAGCAGGACUUUGUGGGCCCGGACGGCUCGGACACGCAGGCCGAGGACGCAGGCGACGAGGCCCAGCUGAAGUCUGAUUUGGUGAUUCCCACCGCUGUGAGGCAAGCCGUUCACCGAUUGCGCGAGAACACCGGGCAUCGCAGUCCUCAACGGCUGGCCCGAGCCUUGGUGAUCGCGGGCGCUUCGAUGGAGGCGGUGAUUGCUGCAAAGCAGUUGCGAUGCAGUUUAUGUCAGGAGCGCAGGCCCCCGAAAGUGCAAAGGCCGGCCUCUGGACCCCGAGAACCUAGCGACCAAGUGGCCGUGGACAUCUUCGACAGCUUCGAUGCCGCUGGAGUUCGCUACUCGAUCCUCCAUGCCGUCGAUCGACCUUGGUGUGUGAUCAAGGGCGUGAGUUUGUUUCGCAUGCCUUGGAAGAGUUUCUCCUCGAUGCAGGAGGGAGCCUGGCGCCUUUUCCAGAUUGGUGGCAGUUCGCGAAACGGCUCGGAUGGCGAUGUUGCGCUUGCGCUCCAGCAAGGCAAUGAGACGAGUCGAGGCCGCCGGUCACGCAACCCCAGUACUGAGAGCGCCCCAGCCGUCGGUGACCUUGUCUACUACUGGCGGCAGCAGAAGUACAACCGCCGUGGCAAUCAAAGUCAACGGCGACUACUACUUCGAAACUGGCACGGGCGGCCGGCUUUAUUGGUGGCCUCUGAGGGCAACAACUGCUACGUGACGGCCCGUGGGACCUUGACUAAGGUGGCGUUGGAACAUGUUCGGCGGGCCUCUCCGACGGAGCAGCUGGCUUCUGGUGAGUGGGACAGCAUGGUGCAAGAAGUGGUGGAUGCUGCGAAUCGAGACCAAGAGUGGGAGCUAGUUGAGACCCAGCCCCGCCGUGAAGCGGAUGAUGAAGAACUGGCGCCCGCUCCUGCGAAGACGAUGGCCCCGGCGCUGGCGGGACUAAGCGGCCCGCAGACCUGGAAGUGGAAGCUCUUCGACAAGGACAAGCAGGUGAAGUGCACCCUGCUGCUCGUCUUCAAGCUUUGGCAGAUGGAGGGGAACCGCGGCAAGGUUGACGAUCAUGGGACUUGGCUGGGUGAUUGGCCCCUGCCGACCCGCGCCGAAUACGAGGCUGCGAGCAAGGAGUACCACUGGAACAGCAUGAACGCCGAACAGAAGGCUGCGUUCACCGCAGGAAGGACGCCCCAAACGGUUUCCCGGACUUCGCAGCACUUGCUGUUCUCCGCAGCGGUGAGCAGCUGUAAGAAGCACAAGUGGCGCAUUGGCACGGCGGAUGUCAAGAGUGCCUUUCUCAAGGGCGAGAAGUACGUUGAUGGCGCCCGCGAGCUGUAUGUUCGCAACAGGGAGGCGGCGAAGGAGCGCUGGAAGGCCGCGACCAUGGACUACAGGCGACCGGAACUGCUCGUUGAUCCUCGUCUCUUAAGCGGGACCAGCGGUAUAGUCGUUUUCUGA
Symbiodinium necroappetens is the source of this 7395-nucleotide messenger RNA. Lineage: Eukaryota; Dinophyceae; Suessiales; Symbiodiniaceae. The record is from the annotation of a GenBank genome assembly.